AUGCCCUUAUUCAAGAGAUCCAAAGCACCUGCUGUUCAGCCAAGUCGAUUUUCUGCCCGGUCAGUCGAGAAUCUGAGCCAGCCCACGUUGGCUCCACCGGACCACAGCUCCAACAACUACGUGGACCGCCCCCCAGAUCACCGCCUCGCCUACGAGGAAUCCUCCGGCCCUCCACAAGCAGCGCAGGACCUCGCUCAGCCGUCAUUGCGUCGUGCCCAGAGCCUACGUCAGCAACAGCAGCAGCAACCACAACCGCAACGCGACCGGCAGAUCGCCCCUGAGGACUUACAGCCUCGUCGGAAAAAGGCCGGGGGCAUAUUUCAGCGCCCAACCUCCGGCUUUAUCGAUCGCAAUCCCUCCGUCAAAGGGAUCAGACAGGUUUCGCAGCCCCUCUCGCAGCCAAGCUCCCCCCGGCACCCCCCACCCUUCGAAACGCAGGAUCAACACCAGAAUAUACACCUAGAGGAAGAGUCUCCAACAGACCCACCCGUUUAUGAACCGCGGUCGGCAUCACUAGCCUACCAGCAACAACACCUACAGCACUCUCAACGAUCGCUACACCAAUCUCACCCUUCUGUCAGUAGUGAUAUCCAGGACUGGUCGCCGCAACAGUCCGAGCCACAACAGGGCCAGCUUCUCAUUCCUCCCGGGCUUGAACGCGCCAACACCGAUCCAACGCUGGUUCAGCAGUACGGCCGACCGUCACCAACUGAACGAACCCCGGAUUCUCCUCGCUACCUACCCGACCACGGUCACCGGGGCCUGACGCUGUCUCGCCCCGAGCACGAUCUGGCAUUAAAUACAUCCCGGCCCCCUUCCCGGCAGACUUACGAGUCCCUUUCCCCGAGUCGUCACCAGAACCCUCCUGACGCCAUGCAGCAGGCCUCGCAGGCGACACCACAGGCCCAAUCCACCGAUCGAUCGGGGCAACAGGAGCGUAGGGGGAGCGCUGCUCAGAAUAUGCCGACGGAGCAUACCCGCAACACGCCAACGGGGUCACGAACACGCGAUGACUUGGAGAACCUUGACGUUCGGGCAUUAAUUCAGAAACAUGAUGAACUACAGAGCAAAUACUCCAAGGUGAAGCGUUACUAUUUCGAGAAGGAGGCGCAAGUACAGCAUCUCCAGAACACCGUUGCACAUCAACGAAUGGCGGUUUCUCGUACUGUGCUCGAUGACAAUGAAUAUACAAACCGAUUCCAGCGACUGGAUGGAGCCAUCAAGGACCUAGCAUUCUCUGUGCGUAAGGACUGGCGGGUCAUUCCCACGUGGCUGCAGGGCCUGGUAACGGACGAUGCACUGGCGGUGGGAACAAAGGAAAUGAUGGCAUUGGGACGUGCAGUAGUCAGUCGCUGGUUGAUGGAAGAAGUUUUUCAACGGCACUUCCAUCCGGGGCUGGACCCUGGUCUGAGUAUUCAGCUGAAGUCGAUCGAGAUGAACCUGCGACGACAACAGAUGCGACCAGUCACAGAUGAGGACCGUGAAAAUGCCAUUGCCAAACUUUCCAACUGGCGUCGCACCACCUUCGAUGGUCUAGGUGAUACUCUUGCAAAUCCCACCGCCCAGGAGCACCGCGCCGAGUUGAUCGAGCAUUUGAGCGUGGAGCUAGCCACCUUCCUCAGCACACAGCUGCAAGACCAAGCCCACCCAGGGCUGGAGGCCGGCGUGCGAAUGAUCAUUGAGAACACCAUUAAUAUCGUUGAAAAGAUCCCGCUAGAGGCCCGUGAUGUCUGCGUUGAGUACUUCCCACCCAACAUCUCCUUCCACGACAACUACAUGAAGGUUGAAGGUCAACUGCCACCACUUGCGCACCAACCUCCUCCACCAGCGGACCAGGAAAUCGACGACGAAGGCGACUCCUCGCCGGCCUCGAACUCCACAGGACCCUGUGCAGACGGGACAUCCCCCGCCCCACGCGAACCUCGAAGACGAUCCGUGUUUGGCGCCUUAAUGGGUCGCCGACCCGCUGACCCACCCGCUCGUCCAGCGGGUGGAGACAAAACAGAGCAAGCCGAGCCGUCUCGCAUCCGCUUUGCCUCAUUCCUUACCGUCGAAGUACGCGGCAAGGGACCUGCGACUGUCCUAAUCAAAGCGCCCGUAUGGCUGAUCGAGUGA
Penicillium longicatenatum is the source of this 2115-nucleotide messenger RNA. RefSeq lists its product as uncharacterized. The transcript is spliced from 2 exons. Bases 1 to 2115 code for a protein of 704 amino acids. Lineage: Eukaryota; Fungi; Ascomycota; Eurotiomycetes; Eurotiales; Aspergillaceae. The record is from RefSeq and is a predicted model, not a curated record.